Trichoplax adhaerens is the source of this 3171-nucleotide messenger RNA. RefSeq lists its product as uncharacterized. Lineage: Eukaryota; Metazoa; Placozoa; Uniplacotomia; Trichoplacea; Trichoplacidae. Gene Ontology annotation, cellular component: cytosol; nucleus. The record is from RefSeq and is a predicted model, not a curated record. Gene Ontology annotation, molecular function: cysteine-type endopeptidase activity; cysteine-type deubiquitinase activity; protein binding. The coding region runs from base 1 to 3171 and encodes 1056 amino acids. Gene Ontology annotation, biological process: protein deubiquitination; regulation of protein stability. The transcript is spliced from 26 exons.
AUGGCAAUUAAGCAACCUAAUGGCGUUCAGGAAGAAGAGCAUAUACAACAAUCUACUAAUAGCCCGGAAGACGACAACGACGCAUCAUGGCAACAUCAAAUCAAUCAGUUAUAUGAGUUAACCGGUAAACCAUUAGAAGAAAUUCGAAAAGUACUGAAGGCAUGUAACGGUAAUCUAGAAAAAGCCUUAGAAAUGUUCAAUACUAAUAAUCAGGAGAGUGCGACUCAGCCGACAGAUAAGGACACUCUUAAACAAGCUGAUAAAAUCACAAUCGAUUUAACUAGCGACAAAAUGGAUGAUGAUAUCGCUCGUGCGGUAGAAAUAAGUUUACAGGAAACAAAUGUACCGUACCCCGAUACGGACAUGCCGGUAACGCAGCCUUCUGAUAAGUACUUAACUGCGGCCUCUUCAGAUCAGUAUCUUAGUACUAUCGAAGAACAAAAUAUCAGCAGGGUAAUCGAAGCUAGCUAUUUUGAUAAUAAUUCCAAUGGUACCAAGAGAAAGAGAAAUGAUUCCUUCUCACGAAUGCCUAAUCCUUACGAAUUAAAACGUGGCGAUGCUCCUGUCGGAUUAAAAAACGUAGGAAACAGCUGUUGGUUCAACGCUGUUAUACAGUCGCUGUUUCAUUUACCUGUAGUCCGCCAGCUAGUCCUGGACUACAGAAUAUCAGAGGAAAUGCUAUUGAGUGGCUAUGCAGAUAGUAAUCCACUAAAAUCGAGGGGUAGUAUCAUCUUUAUAGCACAGUUACAACCGCUUUUUGCGCUAUUAGCUGGAAGUGAACGCAAGUACAUCGAGCCGCAUGAAUAUUUUAAGCAAGUAAGCGAGACUUUUAGGUCGGAAACUUCUGGAAACUCAGGCGGACAACAGGAUGUCAAUGAAUUUACACACAAAUUAUUGGAGUGGCUAGAAGAUGCGUUUGAAAUUUGCAUUAAAUAUAGGAAAAAAAUUGGUCUGCUGAACGAUGAUAGCCCAUCAAUACUAACAAAUCCAAUUACCGAAUUCUUCUUUGGCAAAGUCCGAUACGAAAGUGAAAUCGAAGGCAAGGGCGUUACGCAUGAAGAUACAUUCGGUGGCUAUCCUUUAAAAAUUCAGGGCUGUACAAGACUUUAUGAAUGUUUGGAAGUUAAUACCCGUCAGAACAUGAUUGGUUCAAUGUCCUCUACUAAUCAAACGGAUUGGUUUCUUAGUUUACCUCCAAUAUUUAUGCUGGAAUUAUCUCGUUUUGAAUUUCACUCUACCCUUGGCAGAGCCGAAAAGAUUCAUUCCUUACUGGAAUUUGAACAAACUUUAUAUAUGGACAGAUUUCUAGAGUCUAACAAAGACGUUACAACGCAAAGACAAAAAGUCGUUUAUAAAUUAAAAAAGGAAUUGAAAGAACUGAAACGAAAACUUGAAAAAUAUACUUCAUUCGGUAACGAUUCUAAGCGCCUGCCUAUCAAAGAUAUUUUGCAGUAUACAUUAAAUUUUGCUUUGGAUGUUAGACAACGCCCAGCCUCAUCAGAUCAAGAGGCGUGUGAUAGUGAAAACACUAAGAACAAUAUUGACAUGGAUGUAGAUACCGCAAGUUAUAGUGACAAGGAUUUCGUUAUUGAUGAUAAAAAUCCGAUGUCCUUGUUUGCCCUAAAUCAUGAAAUUGAUCAUGAAGAACUGAUAACAUUAGAAAAAUGCAUAAAGCGAUGGUCAUCAGAAAUAACUAAAGAAGUCGAUGCGCUACGAGAAAAAAUUGCAUCUGUUGAAGAAGCUAUAGAGCAGAUGUUCCAAGACGACGAUAUGCGCAAGGUAAAGUAUCAUUUGCAUGCCGUACUUGUGCAUGCGGGUCAAGUCGAUAGUGGACAUUAUUGGGCCUUUAUUUAUUGGAGAUCCUACAAUAAAUGGCUCAAAAUUAAUGAUGUUCAAGUAUACGAAGUCACUUGGGAAGAAGUUAAACGUGAAUCAAGAGGCGGCGGGCGAUCACAUACUAGCGCAUACUGUUUAAUUUAUAUAAGUGACGAUAUCGUCCAAUGCUGGGAUUUCGAAACAGAUUCGAAGGACAAAAUUGUUGAUUCAUUAUCCCCGGCGCUACAUGAAGUUGUCAGAGAUCACAAUACAAAAUUUUAUAAAGCUUUAAAAGAUUGGGAAGAACGAAGUAUAAAAUUAAUUACUUGUCAACCUAGAGUUAACAAAUGUGUAAUACCUACUUUUACUAACAGAAUGGUUCUUACGUAUUUAGCCUUAGAAGCCUCCUUCCGCCGAUGGUGUACGGAGAAAAUAAGACAAUUUAAAGAAAUAGUGCGCAAAGAGGACAACAGUAAAGAAGAUAUUCGGUUGAUCGAUUUUGGUAUAUAUCUGAUUGUAUGUAAAGUGUCAAGUCCUAUGCUUGAGUGGGCUAUCAUUGAAAGCGCUUGCAAUGACGGUUGCGGCGAUAAUGCUAGUCUUCAAAAGUUAGCUGAAGUAAAAUGGGAGAAAAUAUGUGCGAAUGAUAUAUAUUGUAAUUACCAAGAUUGGAAAGACAAAUAUCACAAUUUUCUUAAAGUCAAUGUCCAUGUAUUGACCGGAAUGGACUUGCUUGUACAAACAAAAUAUGCCUUUGCUCUACCCCACUUCAAUUAUGCUUACGUUCUUAACGAUAAAUUCCGUGCGGAAAAUCAUACUUUGGAGUCAGUUGACCAGCACCUUAUAGGACAUUAUAGGCGUCAGGCAUUACUGAAUGUAAAUGAAGCUGUGGUACGUAUGUUUAAGGAGGCUGUAACAGAAGAAGAUGUUAAUGAAGUGAUCGAAAUUGUCACCGACACGAUCAUACCAAUGCUAUCUGCAUUAUCUAAAAGUUCAGAUGAAGACGAUGAAAGGACGAAGCAAAAUAUUUGUAAUACAUGGGUUAUGAUCAUGGAAGGUCCAAUGGAUGCUACCCAUUCGGAAACGUUAAUGCUAAUUAUUAGUAAAAUUUUUCCGGAAGAAACACAAGAAAUCGAUUACGCUGUCAAACCUCCAACCGUAACUAGGCGAUCAAAUUCACAGUUAUAUGAAAUGUAUGUACAAGUUAUGAAAAAAGUACGCGAAGACGCGGAUGCUCCUGACGAAUCGGACAGGAAUGGAAGAGAGAUACGACGACACUUAGUUAUGUUAAGAAAGUAUCAGUUACUCCAUUCGUGGUCAUUAGGCCGUGACCUUUGGUUUAAAUGUAGGAGCAAUUAA